AUGGACGGCUCUCACUGCUGUACAGUCUGUGGAGCCAUGCUCCAGAUAGAUGACGGUCACGACCUGUGUCCUGCCUGCCUUGGACAUGACCAUCUGGUGGAUGCCCUGUCAGAGAACCCCUGCAUGAAUUGCAGCUUCAUGUCGCAUGCUGUGAGGGUGGCCCGGCUGGCCCAGUUUCGCCCCAAACUCGGCGAUGACCUCCCGCCUUCUGGGCAGGAGGCUCCACCUAGGCGCUCGAAGCGCCGGACUGAGGCCGCAGUCUCUGUGGCCCCUCCUGGGAAGAAGCGAGCCAGGUCUGAUAGGGGCCUCUCCACAAGGGUGGAGCAGCUCUCCGCUGAAUUAGCGGAGAUGAAGUCCCUUUUUCAGGUACACCAACUGGGAACUGAACCAGUGGCAGCAACUGGACUCUCCUCCCCACCCAUGCCUGAACUGGCUGUGGAGGAAGAUGUGCUAUCCUUGGCUGCCUCUGCCUCUCACUUUUUAGGUGAGGAGGACGUGCAUUCAUCUCGAGUCUCAGAGACAGCUUCACUCUCUUCUUCUCGGAGUGCAGUUAGUGGGUCGGGUGACGGCUCGAUGCAGGACAUCAUGCGUAUGGCCCUGAGACAACUGCAGCUGGACGUCCCGCAACCAGAGGCGUCCACCCCUGGAAGUGCCUUCUUCAGGCGCGGACUGACCCCUCCUUCCUUUUCUGUCCCUCCAUCAGAGGAGUUCCUGAGGGAGUUGCAUGGUUGCUGGCGGGACCCCAAGGCCUUUGCGCGCCUCUCUGCAGAUGGCAGAGUGUUGGCGGCCAUGCAUGAGCCGGCUGCAGCAGGCUUGGAUCGCAUGCCAGCGAUAGAACCUGCUGUUGCCUCUCUCAUCGUGUCACCAGAUGAAGCUCUGCGCAGUCAUGUUCGGUGCCCACGAGCUCAGUGUCGUGUCACGGAUGAAUUCCUCUGCAGAGUCUAUGCCGCCGGAGCGCGUGCUGGCCGCCUAGGGACUAGUGGUGCGACAGCAGCGAUGGGCUUUAACGAUGCAGCGCUUCAGGCCUUUGCACUAAUGACGAGGGAGCUUGGGCGUGUGAUGUCCUCCUUGGUCCAAGCUCGCCGACAGUGGUGCCGGGGGAGUUGUUCGGUUCGGCUGCCUUGGAAGCGCUGGAACGGACUGUCCAGGCACGACAGAGAAUGCAGCAAUUUUCGAGCCUUAGCAGGCCAAUGCCCCCUCCACCUCCUCGGCAUCCAAGGCGCCUGUCGGCUGGCUCCAGCAUGCAGCCGCCGCCUGGGGGUCAUAACCGGCUGGGUGGUCCUUACCCUCAUGCGGUUCAGCAAAGGCCCAGCAGGAGCUUUCGUGGGUUGGUCCACCGACCAGCUGGGCAGGCUCGGACCAGGGACUCUGGCUGCCGCCCCCCCACGGCCCCUAGGGGUCGUGGAGGGAGACGGUGAUGCCAUCAGGCCGACCGUCAGAUAUUUCUCCCACCAGCAGCUCAGCUAUUGGGUUGCUCACGCCGUGGACCCAUGGGUGGUUGCCACUCUGACCCAUGGUUACCGGCUACAGUUCCGACGGCGGCCUCGUAUCUCAGGCCGGGUCAAGAUGACUGUAAUCGCCGACCCGGUGAAAGCUCAAGCACUAGACCAGGAACUUUCCGCCCUCCUGGCCAAGGGCGCAAUAGAGGCAGUGGACCCUCUGCAACAACCCAGGGGCUAUUACUCGACUUACUUCCUUGUGCAAAAGAGGACGGGCGGGUUUCGUCCCAUUUUAGACCUGAGGGGACUCAACCAGUACCUAAAGGAGCUGCCCUUCCACAUGCUCACAACAGCAGAAGUCCUUCAAGCUGUCACGAGGGAAGAAUGGUUCACGUCUGUAGACCUGAAGGAUGCAUAUUUUCAUGUGCCUAUUGCGGCAGAACAUCGCCGCUUUCUCAGGUUUGCCUAUCGGGGUCACCACUGGCAGUUCCGGGUACUUCCAUUCGGGCUCUCUCUCUCCCCAAGGGUGUUCACUCGGUGCGUGAAGGCAGCCCUCUCUCCUCUGCAGGCCUGCGGAGUGAAGAUUCUGCCGUACUUAGACGAUUGGCUUCUCUGCGCCCCGUCUCAGGCCUGUGCCUUUCACGACACAAACCGCCUGCUCGCUCAUAUGUCCCAGUUGGGCCUCAAUGUCAACCUGGAGAAGAGCUGCCUGAUCCCUUCCCAGACGACCACCUUUCUUGGGGUGGUUCUGGAUUCAUCUUCAAUGAGAGCUCGCCCAUCCGCUCAAAGGGUGGCCGGCAUACUCCAGCUGGUCAAUCGGUUCAGGCUGGGCAAGCAGCUCCCCUAUGUUGCCUUCCUGCAACUACUCGGCAAGCUGACAUCAGUCACUCGGGUGGUGCCCUUAGGCCUGCUGUCACUUCGCCCCUUGCAGAGGUGGCUCAACAGCUUUCGCCUGGAUGCCAGGCUGCACAGGCAUCGCAAGCUCGCAGUGACGUGGUCAUGUCUUCGUGCCUUGACUCCAUGGAGGGACGAAGAUUAUUUGUCCAGGGGUGUCCCCAUGGGAGUGGUAGUGUGUCGCAGGGAAGUGGUCACGACAGAUGCCAGCUCCAUGGGAUGGGGGGCUGUAUGGAAACGCAGAGCGGUUCAGGGCCGCUGGGGUCAAAGAGACCAUUCCAAGCAUAUAAAUGUGCUGGAGCUGCGUGCAGUGCACUUGGCACUCAGGCACUUCCUGCCUCACCUGGAAGGGAGGCAUGUACUUGUUCGGUCAGACAACACCUCUGUUGUCUACCACAUCAACCAUCAGGGGGGCACCAGGUCAGCACAACUUCUGAGUGUGUCCAGAGAGCUCCUGGAAUGGGCCUCUCCUCGCCUGUCCACCCUGCGGGCAGCGUACUUGCCAGGGCGACACAAUCAGGUCGCAGAUUUUCUCUCCCGCCAAGAGUCCCCUCCGGGAGAGUGGUCCCUCCACAGAGACAUAGUGCUGAUGAUCUGGGACCGUUUUGGUCAGGCAGAGAUAGACCUGUUUGCGACGGAAGAGUCGACUCAGUGUCCCCUAUGGUACUCUCUUACGGGGGCGUCGGGUGCGCUAGGCCAGGACGCAUUGGCUCAUCCUUGGCCAAGGGUCCUUCUAUAUGCCUUUCCACCCCUUUCUCUAAUUUGGCCAACCCUUCAGAGAGUCCUCGAGGAGGGCCACAGGAUGCUGCUGGUGGUUCCGUAUUGGCCAGCGCGACCAUGGUUCCCACUGCUACGAAGUCUAUGUCAGGGCGUUCCAUGGUGUCUUCUGACCAGAAGGGACUUGCUGUCUCAGUUGGGGGGACUGAUAUGGCACCCCAAUCCUCAACGUCUUUGGCUGUGGGUGUGGCCACUGCAAGGCUAG
Messenger RNA from Nematolebias whitei (Rio pearlfish), 3315 nucleotides. RefSeq lists its product as uncharacterized. Gene Ontology annotation, molecular function: nucleic acid binding. The record is from RefSeq and is a predicted model, not a curated record. The transcript is spliced from 3 exons. Lineage: Eukaryota; Metazoa; Chordata; Actinopteri; Cyprinodontiformes; Rivulidae. Bases 1 to 3315 code for a protein of 1104 amino acids.